AUGCCUACCGCUUUAAUUGGAACUGUGUUUGAGUCUCAUCUAAGGCUGGGUUUUUUUAAGAAGCUUAAUGGAAACUUUCUCAUUAUUUGUAGCGUAUUACACACCUCAAGACCGCUGCAUACAACUCAGCAGUGUUUGGCUCCUUUGCCACCUCUGCCUGAGAAAGGAGGAGAAGUACGUUAUGGUUUGAUCCCUGAGGAGUUUUUCCAGUUUCUCUAUCCUAAAACAGGAGUCACAGGGCCUUACAUGUUGGGAACUGGACUCGUGCUUUACCUUCUCUCUAAGGAAAUCUAUGUAAUUAACCAUGAGACAGUUGCAGCUGCCUGCAUAUUGUCAGUCAUCAUUUAUGGCGUAAAAAAAUAUGGCUCUGACGUAGCAGCUUUUGCAGACAAACUUAAUGAGGAGAAAGUUGCUAAAGCUUUAGCUGUGAAAAAUGAAGCUAUUAAAGAUCUUGAGACUGCCAUCGAACGGGAGAAGAAGGAGCAAUGGCGGGUUGAGGGCCGCAAUUACCUCUUUGACGCCAAGCGGAAUAACAUUGCUAUGUUGCUGGAAACUAAUUAUCGAGAAAGAUUACUGACAGUGUACAAUGAAGUAAAGAAAAGGCUGGACUAUCAAGUGGCUAUGCAGAAUUUAAAGCGUCAGAAAGAACAAGAUCACAUGAUUCACUGGGUGGAGAAAAAUGUUGUUCAGAGCAUCACACCUCAACAGCAGAAGGAGAGUAUCGCAAAGUGCAUUUUGGACCUGAAGGCAUUAUCGAAGAGUGCACAGGCAGCAGUGUAACCAUGUCUGAUUCCACUGACGUGUCUCGUUACUUACUGUUGGAAACUGUAUGAUUCUGAAGCAUCAUUAAACAAACAAACAAACCACUCUGCUGUCUUUCACUAGCAGUAGCAACAGUAAUUUCCUUUUUAUGUUUGAAGUAGCUAGAUUGGUCUUGUAAACCACUACAGUUAAUUUAAUCUGGGGGAUUAUUUGCAACUACAGUACGUAUGAUUCUGUUUGGUUCCUUCUUUGGUCCUGAACGCUUCCAGAGACAAGAUACAGAACUUCGCAGUGAAAAAUUCUGGUGCUAAUACAGUGAUCAGUUUUUGUUUUAGAAUUCUGUGUGAUAAUGACAUAUAGAUAUCUACCGUAACUGUAAACAUGUUCUAAAAUCAGAAUGAGAGCCGGUGCUUCCAUUCACCUAGUCCAAUACUUGGAGGUGCCCUGAGUUCAGUGUCCUCGUUCUAAAAAAGAACUGGAAAAACCACUUUCAUAACAAAGCUUCAAAUAGUAAUGAAAGCAUUAUUCUGCUCUCUAAAAAAGAGGAUGUAGCUGGCAGGAAGCGUACCAAAAGCUACCGGAAAACUUGGCUUCAACUGAACUCGCCAGUAUCACGUUUAAAACAGUGAAAUGGAUAAGUUUAUUCUAGAGGGUGGUGGGUUUUUUGCUAGACUUUCAUAGAAAAAAAAAGUUGCUUUUUCCUUUUUUGUGUAAGAAGGAAAAUGGUUUUAUGUGUAUUAUGAUAAUACACAGUAUAAGCAUUUUCAUUUUUUUUAUAGGAAACUUUUUCCCUGAAGGAUUUUGUUAUAUCUCAAAUGUCCCAGCUGAGCAAAGCACUUGCCUAUGUGUAAUCUCAUCCUUUCUGUGUUGGGAAGUGAUUUAUUUAGUACAUAAACUUAAGUAAGC
Pygoscelis adeliae (Adelie penguin) is the source of this 1668-nucleotide messenger RNA. It is a transcript of the gene ATP5PB, whose product is annotated as ATP synthase, H+ transporting, mitochondrial Fo complex, subunit B1. Gene Ontology annotation, biological process: proton motive force-driven ATP synthesis. The transcript is spliced from 5 exons. The coding region runs from base 1 to 780 and encodes 259 amino acids. NCBI's taxonomy places the organism in Eukaryota, Metazoa, Chordata, Aves, Sphenisciformes, Spheniscidae. Gene Ontology annotation, molecular function: proton transmembrane transporter activity. The record is from RefSeq and is a predicted model, not a curated record.